Messenger RNA from Echinostoma caproni, 909 nucleotides. The record is from the annotation of a GenBank genome assembly. NCBI's taxonomy places the organism in Eukaryota, Metazoa, Platyhelminthes, Trematoda, Plagiorchiida, Echinostomatidae.
AUGAUCACGAAGCCUUGCGGUUCAUUUAAACCCUCAACGUUGCUGGUGAAGUCCUCUGCAGCCAUGGUACAACGAUGGAGUAUUGCGUUGUCCGCCUAUUCCUUCGAAAUCCAUCAUCGGAGAGCGCAGUUCAUUCCACAUGAAGACUAUCUAUCACGCUACACCAUUUCAGAGGAGGUUUCUAUGGGUGAUUGUCUACCCACUCAGCCGCUCCCGUUAAGUCGAUCUGAUCUGGUUCACGAGACCAGGAAGUAUUACCACGAUAUCAUUUCUUGUCCCCGUCAAGGUUGGCGAAGUGAUAUCGUGUUGGAAGGUGGUACAAAGAGAGCCCCGGUUAGCAAACGAAUCAAGAAUGGGGCCCAUCCAACCGGACGCGCAGACGUAGCGGUUGGAAGUACUUCGCGAGACGAACGAAUCGACGAUUACAGCCCGACAGACACUCCGCAGCUUGCCAGAAAGAUAUCCACCGAAUACCACGACGCAAAAACUUUGCACACGCUGAAGAGUGCUAUUGCUUCCUUGAAUACCAGUACAUUCGAUGAACUGGACAGAGGCGUUGAUAACUUUCUGAUGAAAUACCGCAACGCAGUACAUUCAAUCACGGGGCACAGUCCAGCAAAGCUGUUCAAGAGUGGAGUACUUCGAACAAAUCUUCUACACUUGGAGUCUGCAGAAGUAGUGUAUCAUCGUGAUAACGAUUUACGACCCUACAGAGGCAUUGUACUAGACCGUAUGGGAGAAAGAAUGAAUUGCAUACCACUACAAAUGUUGAAAAUAUUACAGAAGAACCCAGAAGAUCCAAACGACUACUCCACAAAGCCCACCGUGAUUACAGAAAACCGGAGCUUCAUUCAAGCUGUGGCGGAUGUGGUGAUUGCUCAUGAANUAGGAACUCCUUUAUUUUAUUGA